CAUAUCGCCAAUAGGAGCCCAGGACCAGGACCCAACGCGAGAGUAGUAGGAGCAAUGGAAACAACGGCUGUAAUUAGAUCAAUUACAUCAAUUGGUAGACGCUGAAGAGAGGUGUUGGAGAGAAUGGUGAAUCGGGUUUUCAAAGUGGAGGUUAAUAAUAGUGUAUGUGUCAAGGAAGAAGCGUGUACGGACAAGAUGGAGUCAAAAAAUAAUGAAGAUAUCCUUCCAGGCUACAGAUCAUUUGAAGAAUUCAGAGAAGCUAGUUUUAAGGCCGUUGUAGAAGCAACAAGAAGUUCAAAUAGUUUACCGACUGGUAAGAAUUGGGAUUAUUACACAACAUUUCCAUCAUUUAAAAAGGUCAUGGAUGCUGAAGGCGCCCGUGUAUUAAAGCUAAUAUCACUGGUACUUCAUCAUCAGGGUCUCAGAGGAAAUAUUUUGAGAAGAGACUUUGAAGAGAAGUUUGAUUUGAUUGUGGAUGCAAAUGAUUCUAUUUUGGAGCGAGUGGCCUGCAACUUGGAUGAGGUGUCAGGUAUCCGUCGGAAUCCUGAACCUAUCCUUGUGGAAGCUGUGAGUUCCUGUACUCGACCUGUUAAUGGAAGUUGGAACCUAGUCCAGUCACAAAAUUUAUCCCAGAGUAGCAGUUCUGGUCCACAGCCUGUCCGAUUGCUUACUGCAAAGAAUAUUCGGCGUCCUCAGAUUGAGUUCAAGGAUAAAAUUGACAAUUCUUCAUCACCAUUUGAACCCCGUAUUAAAGAAAAACCAAAUUCUUUAAAGCCUCUAGCCAUAACACUGCAGUUGACAGAAGAUGGUGAAGAAAGUUUCAGUCAUCCUUAUGAAUUUGAGUUGGAACGUUUUACUCCAUCUGCCAAACAGCUGGAGCGUGUGAAGCCACGUAUGUAUAAGCAGCUUGAAGAAACACCACUGGUCAUGGUGGAACAAGCAGACCAGCUACCUGGUCUCCUGCAAGACCUCUCCAGUUAUUCAGAAAUUGCUGUGGACUUGGAGCAUCACUCAUACCGCUCUUUCCAAGGGUUUACAUGCCUAAUGCAGAUCUCAACAAGAGAUACAGACUACAUCAUUGACACACUGCUACUCAGGGACAAACUCUGUUGCCUCAAUGAGAUCUUCACCAAACCAAGCAUCAUCAAGGUGUUUCAUGGGGCCAUCCAUGAUGUAGAAUGGCUACAGCGAGACCUGAGCGUGUACGUGGUGAACAUGUUUGAUACACAUGAAGGAGCCAAACUCCUCAACUUCGCACAGCUGUCAUUAGCUUUCCUGAUGAAGCAUUAUUGUAAUGUGGUAGCAGACAAACACUAUCAGCUUGCAGAUUGGAGAAUCAGGCCACUACCUGAUGAGUUGGUGAUGUAUGCUCGUAAGGACACCCACUACUUGCUCUACAUUUAUGACAUGAUGCAGAAUGCAUUGUUGGAUGCAGCCAAUGGACAAAAGAACCUCCUACAGUCUGUCUUCCAGCAAAGCACUGAGAUAUGCAAGACAAGAUAUGAGAAGCCAGUUUUCCGAGAAGACAGCCAUAUGACCCUGUACCGACGCAAUAAAAGACUGUUUGACAAUCGCCAGUUGUAUGCUCUGCGGGAAUUGUAUCGAUGGCGUGACAGAAUUUCCAGGGAGGAUGACGAGAGUACAGGGUAUGUACUGCCAAACCACAUGAUGCUUCAGAUUGCUGAAUCUCUUCCAAGAGAAAUGCAAGGUAUACUGGCAUGCUGCAACCCCAUUCCUCCCAUUGUACGACAGAACCUGCAUAAGCUCCACACCAUAGUUUUGGAAGCUCGAGAUCAGCCCCUUGUGAAGCCCCUCCUGGAGGAAGAGUUGUGGACAAGGGUCAGUACCCAGAACUGGAACAAAGUGAACCUAGAUGGAGCUCUCCACUGCCCUCAUGAUCUCACACACAUCCAGGAUUUUAGGGACGAUCUUCCAACACUUCUUGGAAGCACAUACAAUAUUAAUGAAACAGAAGUUGGUGCCAAGAAGAUACAGAUGAUUAAACCGAUGAUAUCUGUGUUUGAGGCUGAAGCAGAGAUCGACACUCCAAACCAUGUGACAUUUGUGUGUCCAUAUGAACGAUACAAGAAAGUGAAGCCGUUCAUCCAGUCACAAGAAACCACAUUAACCUCCGCCGAGAAUACCGCAACAGUACCUGGGACAGAAGAUGACAAUGCUGAGCGGAUACAGAGGAUAAAGGACCACUUUGUGGAAGUAAGUUCCAAAAUGGUGAAGGAGGGGGCUGAAGAGGAGGCAGAGAAGACCAACAGUGCUAUCACCACGCACUCACUACCACCACUGCCACCAUCACCAGAGCCCAAAAGGUCAGAAGAAAUGGAAACAUUAAGAAGCAAGGUUUCCAGAAAACGUAAAAAUCGUAAGAAGGAUUCCAGUGCCCAACCUAGUAAGAGACUGAAACUAGACAAAUCUGUUGAAGUUAACAGUCCAUCGACUUCCGUUCCACGAACUGGCAGUAAAAAAAUGAAAGAGGAAGGUUUCCAGCCAUUUGACUACAGUAAAGUCAAUUUCAGCAGGUUCCGAGGUGGUAGCAGGACCUCAGCACAAAUCGAAAAUAAAGGAAAACCAAAGGGCAAAAAAAGAAAAAGACAUCAUGGGAAAAAUAAAAGUAUGACAUUUGAAAGGAAUCAGUGGUAGCAGCUAGCUGCCAGUCCAGAGGAUAUUACAAGAUGUCCCUCAAUAUCAACAAACUGAAACUUGUAUAACAAAAUUCACAUGGAAUAGGAAACUGAAAAACAGAACUGUUUCAGUUUCAAGAUGGCAUGACACAAUAUUUCUCUGAAUAUUCAGAGUCUUAUUUACAUGUUAGUUUGUAUCUGCUGCACAUAAUUCAUAAAGCUGCUGCUUCUGAGGAAUAUGACACUUCAUCCCAAAGGUAAAUUUAUAGCAAAGCAUAUCUGUGAAGUAUGAAACACAUUUAUGAAAACAAUGGAAUGAAUAAAUGCUUUCAAGUAUGAGGUCAGAACAAUGUCUGUGAGAUUACAGCUCAUCCUAGGCGGUUCAGAAAGCAAGGAUAAACUAUGACCAGUUUAGUUUACACAUUAUGUGAAGUAAACAUUCAACAUGAGUAGCACCACUUUCCCUUUAUCUGAACAUAACUGCCAACGUAUGGUAACAACUCUAUCCUCUUUGUGAAGAGGCCCAUGGAAAAGAACAUUUUAACAAACGGGUAUUCUAAAAAUGUAACUCGCCCACUCUCAGACCUAACUGAGCUUUACAUGUACAUGUUCCUUACAUGAUUAGUUAUGAAUAACAAUCACUACAUGAACAAGUAAAACCUUGCGCACUUGAACACAUCCCCAGAUGACUUCAAUUUGUUUACUUUUUUUUUCUCCCCUACAAAAACAUUCGCAGCAUAUUCAACACAUAAA
Molecule: messenger RNA, 3389 nt
Organism: Cryptotermes secundus
Lineage: Eukaryota; Metazoa; Arthropoda; Insecta; Blattodea; Kalotermitidae
Product: exosome component 10
Exons: 17
Coding region: 124-2655 (843 amino acids)
Biological process (GO): nuclear polyadenylation-dependent snRNA catabolic process; nuclear polyadenylation-dependent snoRNA catabolic process; nuclear polyadenylation-dependent antisense transcript catabolic process
Cellular component (GO): nuclear exosome (RNase complex); nucleolus
Molecular function (GO): 3'-5'-RNA exonuclease activity; nucleic acid binding; nucleotide binding
Source: RefSeq, a predicted model, not a curated record